GGAGUGUGGUUUCUCCCAACAGUGUUUGGAUGUUCAUCUGGAGAUUCUGCGGGUCAAACAGAAUUUAGAAGAAAGCGUGAGUCGUGAGCGCAGCGCCAUCCGCUGUGACAUCAUCAAGAAUAGACGACAGCUGCUGUCUGAGAAGGUGUGUGAACACUGGCAUCAGCUGCAGGCGGUGAGCGCUUCCUCUGAUGUCACGGUGGAGCAGUACCUGCAGAAAUGGACCGAAAUCCUGAUGUACCAGAGCAAUGAACUCUCAGAACUCAUCAAUCACCUGGAUGAAGAGACGGCAGGCAGGACACGCAAGAUGAGUCUGUGUGUGCUGCAGGCGUCACUGGCGGAGCUGAAGGUGCAUGUGUCUGCGUGGUGUCCAGGAGCUGCGCAGCUGCUGCCGCAGACGGAGCAGAUUCAGGAGCGUCUGCAGUGUUUGGGGAAGGCAGCGUCCCACGAGCUGCGAUCCGCUCAGAGCUGCAUCCGACAGCAUCAGCAGCAGGAGCUUGAUCAGCAGCGCAGCAUCAGAGACGCCUUCUCACAAUACUGCAGCUGCGUGUGUGCGUGUGUGCGCUCUCUCUCGUGUGAGCAGAGUGUGCGUCUGCAGCUGGAGUGUGUGAAGGCUGCGUGUCGUCUGGAUCGCUGUCUCGCUCUUCCACACGCUGUCUGUGAGCUCAAACAGCACGACACUGACCCCAGUGACCCCACCGUGACCCCUACAGAGGAGGAGACGGAGAGGUCAGAGGUCACAGAGCUGCAGUGUUUCCAGAGGCGUCUGCAGGAGCGGCUGCAGCAGAGCGACACACGGAGCGACGCGCCGCAGCGGGCGUGGCACGAGGCGAGUGUGUUUCAGGAGCAGCAGCUGCGUGUGUGUCAGGAGUGUGUGGCCGUGUUUGUGGCGUCGCUGCAGUGGGAACAUGCAGAGAAGAAAACUAAAGUGACGGAGACUCACACAGCCCUACUGCAUCUACAAACACUCCUGAGACCAGAGAUACUUCACACUGACAUCACACACACCAUCAACACACACCGGCUGGCUCUUGAGGAGGCGGAGCUCCGGCUUCAGUGGGAGGAGUCAGUGGAUGGGCGGGGCUGUGUGAGCUCAGAUGAUAAGGAUGAUGAUGAAGAGGAGGAUGUGUUCAUGGUGGACGGUGGAGUCGCGGCUGUCCUGCAGGAGGCGCUCUUCAGGAGGCAGCGGGUGAUUGACAGAGUGCUGCGGAGGAAUCAGACACUCGAGCAUCAACAGGAUCAGCUUCAGCUGAAGAGACUGCAGACGUACUGCGAGCAGGAUCUGGAGUUUACAGCAGCGUUGGUCAAACAGUCUCUGAUGUCUGUUCCUGAUCUCCACAAAGUCCUGCGGCUCCUGCUUCCUACAGUACCUGAAGGAGAACUGCUGUCACUCGUAGAUGCACUAGGACCCAGAGCAGGGGAAUCAGGAAGCUGCUCAUCUCUGGCAGACAGACUGAGACAUGACGUGCUGAGCAGAAAUCUGUCUGACGCUCCUCGAGACAGAGACAGGUUCCUCAAGAAGCGUCAGAAGCUCCUCGACAAGCUGUUGUCUGGAGCUGGACGUUCUGGAGUCGCUGAAGAGACUCAGCGUAGACGCCGCCGCAGACGAGAACUUCCUGUGCCAGAACCUUCCGAGGAGACCAUGUUAGAGCCUGAGACGAGGGGAGGUGAGGAGGCGUGGCCUGAGACGAGGGGCGGCGAUGGGGCGGGGCCCGAGACGAGGGGAGGUGAGGAGGCGUGGCCUGAGACGAGGGGCGGCGAUGGGGCGUGGCCCGAGACGAGGGGUGGUGAGGAGGCGUGGCCUGUUGGUGUGGCUCAGGACAGUCUUGUCUCUAUGAGGGAUGGUAGUGAAGGGGUGUGUCCUGGGGGCGUGGCAGCAGCUGAGGGGGCGGGGUCUCUGGGCGGUGCUCAGGACAGUCUGGUGUCUGCGGAGGGGCUGUUUGUUUUCCACUGCGUUCCUCCUGCAGCCCAGCAGCACACGCAAACAUCUCACUCACGCAAGAAGAAACGCAACUUCCUGAACUUCAAGAAGAGCAGUGUGGCUCCCCAGCCAAACAUGUGACACUACAUUGCAAAGCAUCAUGGGACUGUAAUUGAGUCUUUUGUGUAUCUCUUGUUCUUUUAUCUUCAGCGGUACAGUGUCCAGAUGUGAGUGUUUUUCCUUCACAAACAUUCACUCAAAUGAUCAGGUCAGAAAGAUGCAAAAACAAAAAGACCUUUGACCUUUAGUUUACAUUCCUUUUUAUUAAUCAAUAAUCUUUUUAUUUUAAUCAACCAUGAUAAUUAAAAAAAGGGACAUGGAAUAACUUAAAACUGUUUUAUUUCUGACACUUGCACAUUUGUCUGCCAUUUGAUUUUGUUUUAUAUGAACCAAAGACUCUUUGUGAAGGCAUCCUUUAUUUAAAAGCUUUGAGAAAUAUCAUUAACUCUUCACAGACGGCUGAAACUGAGUGGAUCGUUGGUCAGUGAAGCUCAGAGCUGCUGUGCUUCUUCAUCAUCUUCAUGUUGCUGUUGUUUUGUCCUUCACAGUGUUUAUUUGCAGCUGGUUUGUCAGAAACCGAACGCCGCUGCGGCUUCAUCCUGACAGACAGAGAGAUGCUAUGAUUGUGUUCACAUUUUUUUAACAAAGAUGACAUCAGUUACAAACUGAUCAAGACUUUAAAUCAGACAGACGUACUUUUCUCUGUUGAAGGCAAUGAAAUCUUCUGCCAGCGAGUCUAAACUUCUUUGCACGUGCGUCGGCUGAGAAACAGACAUAUUUCAUACAUCAAACUGAUGUAUUAAUAAUGAGACCAUCAGACUCAAGGUAAUGUCUUUAAAUACUCAGAAUCAUUCACUCUGAACCGAAUGACUUUCUUCGGUCUGAUGUCUCACACUGGACAGUUUUCAAGCUUCAGAAAAGACACAGAUUACCUUUAAAACGUCUGAUGAUGAUCUGUGUGAUUUAAAUCAUGAUUCACUGAUCAUCGUCCUCUGUUCUGUCACCGACUCCAGAUGAAUAAUUGAACAUGAUUACAAUGCAGGUCUAAAUUCACACUUUUACGAAUUAAAUCCGCAGAAAGCCUCAAAUAAGUGAAGUCAGAACUAUAAAUGUUGCAUGCACUGCAAAAUAUGAAUCUUUUCUUAAGUAUUUGUUAAGUUUUGUUAUCCAGUGCAAAUGUCUAAAGAUUCUUAAUUCAAGAUACACUUCCUGGAAAAGAACAAUUAAGAUAGAAAGUCUGUUUUUUUUGAGAAACUCAACAAAAUUAAAUGCAUAAUAAUUAUAAAUAAAAAGAAAAACUACCUUCCUGUGAGUUGUUUUUCUUUUCAAUUAAGUGUUUUUUUUUAAGCUUCAAUGUAUCUUAAUAAAAACUGAAACGUAGAUGUGGACCCUUGAGCAGCUCUAGAGAAGAUCAUAUAUAAGAGGGUUUACAGUCUUCUGUAGAGCCGUGUCACAAGUGAAAGUGAUUACUUAAAUGACUAAAUCUUUGUAGAGUUUUUCUUCUUGUUUAUUUUCUGUAUUUAUAUAGCCCUACAGAAAUAAAGUUGACUUCUCUUGG
Molecule: messenger RNA, 3539 nt
Organism: Carassius auratus (goldfish)
Lineage: Eukaryota; Metazoa; Chordata; Actinopteri; Cypriniformes; Cyprinidae
Product: limbin
Biological process (GO): smoothened signaling pathway
Cellular component (GO): plasma membrane protein complex; ciliary membrane
Source: RefSeq, a predicted model, not a curated record